AUGAUGAAUACUCUUCUAAUCAGUGUUGCUUUUGAGUUGAUACCACAGCCCCCAUAUGUUGUGCAAUGCGAGAAAGAGAGAGGAGAAGGGAAUUUGAAUAUGGGGUAUUUUAAGGUAUAUCCCGUGGAUGCUCUUCCAAUCAGCGUUGCUUUUGAGGUGGUAGUGCAGGGCCUACCCACACUUUUGCUGUCUGUUCUGAAAUCUGAUAUUAUAUCCAUGUCCCCAUUUGCAAUCAACUUGAACAAGUUUUCACGCAGCAAUCUUCCACCAAAGAGCAAGGCAUUUCUCAGAGAAGAGGUGGAGAUGCAGGGAAAACUUUGGGGGGUGCAAAAAGUAAAGGUUAAGAGAAAGAAACAGAGAAACCCUAGCGAAGCCAUUGAAGAGAUGAUUCUUCGCAGAAUCGCAGUUGCAAGCAGGUCAUACUACACGAGCAGGACGAAGAAACCGAGCCUGUACUCGAAAAUCAGUCCCCUCGGAAAUCCCAACACCAGUGUGGUACCAGUGCUCGACGAUUGGAUCUACAAGGGGAACAAGGUCCGAGUCGCAGAACUUCAUCGCAUCAUUCGCGACCUUCGCAAACGCAGUAGGUUCUCCCAAGCUCUCCAGGUAUCUGAGUGGAUGUACAUGAAUGGUGUGUGCAUAUUCUCUCCAACGGAACACGCGGUGCAUUUGGAUCUGGUUGGCAAGGUUCAGGGAUUCUCUUCUGCAGAAAGCUAUUUCGAUGCCUUGAGGGAUAAAGACAAAACCGAUAAGACCUACGGUGCUCUCUUGAAUUGCUAUGUCCGCCAGCGCGAAACUGACAAGGCUCUGUCUCAUUUGCAGAAAAUGAAGGAGUUGGGGUUCGCUUCGUCUCCUCUAACUUACAAUGACAUUAUGUGUCUGUAUACAAACAUUGGACAGCAUGAGAAGGUUCCUGAUGUGCUAAGUGAGAUGAAAAAAAAACAAGUCUUGCCUGAUAACUUUAGCUACAGGAUCUGUAUAAAUUCUUAUGGAGUGAGGUCUGAUAUUGGUGGAAUGGAAAGAGUACUGAAAGAGAUGGAGACUCAACCACACAUUGUGAUGGAUUGGAACACUUACUCUAUCGUAGCCAAUUUUUAUAUAAAAGCUGGGCGUACAAGGGAGGCAGUGUAUGCACUAAAGAAAUCUGAGGAAAGGCUAAAUAAUAAAGAUGGCCAGGGUUACAAUCAUCUCAUCUCUCUGUAUGCACGACUUGAUUUGAAGAAUGAGGUCAUGAGAAUAUGGGAUCUGGAGAAAAAUGCUUGCAACAGGUGCAUAAACAGGGAUUUCACGACCUUGUUAGAAUCUCUGGUAAAGCUUGGGGAGCUCAAUGAAGCUGAGAAAAUACUUUUGGAAUGGGAAUCCUCUGGCAAUUGUUAUGAUUUCGGAAUCCCUUGUAUUGUAAUCAUUGGGUAUGCACAAAAAGGUUUGCAUGAGAAAGCCGAGGCCAUGCUCCUAGAGUUACAAAAUAAGGAAAAGGUCACUACCCCAAACUGUUGGUCGAUAGUGGCAGGUGGAUACAUUCACAAGGGUGAGAUGGAGAAAGCAUUGAGGUGCUUUAGAACUGCCCUCUCUAUGUACGUGGAAAAUAAAGGGUGGAAGCCUAACGCAAAGGUGGUUGCAGAACUAUUGCGUUGGAUUGCUGAUAACGGCAGUAUUGAAGAUGCAGAAGAUUUUGUCAGAUUAUUAAGAAAUGCCGUCCCAGUCAAUAGACAAAUGUAUCACACCCUAAUCAAGGCUUAUAUUCGAGGUGGUAAAGAAGUGGAUGAGCUUUUAGACCACAUGGAGAAAGAUGGCAUCGAUGAAAACAAAGAAACUAAGAAAAUCAUUACAUCAUGA
Molecule: messenger RNA, 1836 nt
Organism: Sphenostylis stenocarpa
Lineage: Eukaryota; Viridiplantae; Streptophyta; Magnoliopsida; Fabales; Fabaceae
Source: the annotation of a GenBank genome assembly